This is a messenger RNA of Cercopithifilaria johnstoni, 1731 nucleotides long. NCBI's taxonomy places the organism in Eukaryota, Metazoa, Nematoda, Chromadorea, Rhabditida, Onchocercidae. The record is from the annotation of a GenBank genome assembly.
AUGAUGACACGUUAUGGAGAAGUACCGAUCUUCUGCAUCAUCGUUGUCUCAUUGCUUCAGCUAGUAUUGACAAUGUGUCCACAAGAAUGCGUAUGUAUAUCUGAGGAACAAAAGGUGACACAUUGUGACAAUGCAGCGCUAACUGACAUUCCAGCUUUGCUAGAUCCACGAAUUACGUCAUUAGGUAUGGUUAAUUGUACACUAAAACGACUGGAUCCGGAUAUUCUCGAAUUGUAUCCUGAUCUGGAAUAUCUCGAUUUGUCUUUCAACAAAAUCGAUAUGCUUGAUAUGAAAAUUUUUAAAUAUCAAACAAAACUUCGAGUACUACGUCUCAGAGGGAAUCAACUCUCGUCACUACAACUUGACAGUUUCGUCGGCUUAAGCCAAUUACAAAUGCUUGAUCUCUCCGCAAAUCAGCUGAGUCAACUGGAGCCACUUUCAUUUCCGGAGCUAAUUCAUCUUCAGGAGUUAAUUGUAUCAGAUAAUUUGCUCGUAACAUUACUACCGAAUACUUUUGCUGGCUUAAAAAAUUUGCAACGGCUAGAUUUAUCCAACAAUCGGUUGCAUACAAUCGCUCAACAUCUGUUUGAUGAUGUACCAACUUUGCAUUCGCUAGACCUCAGCCAUAAUAAUCUUUCAUCAAUAGAAGCAGACACAUUCGCUAGUUUGACCUCUCUAAAACGUCUUGAUCUUAGUUCCAACUCACUCGUUGAACAGUCAUUUAAUGGACUCAACAGUUUACAAUAUCUUAACAUUAGUUAUAAUUUGGUGCAACGGAUCAUAACAUCGAAUUAUCGUUCAUUAAGUUUAUUACGUGAACUUGAUCUAUCCUCCAAUCAAAUGAUGGAAUUACCGGCGUCAUCAUUCGAUGGUCUAAACUCACUUGAGAUACUUCGGAUGACAAAUGAACCCUACCUACAUUCAAUAAAGCUGAACGCGUUUUCUGGUUUGAUAAAUUUACGCGAACUUAAUUUAUCCUCAUGUCAUGUUUUGGGAAAAAUAGACGAAAAUGCGUUUGAAUAUGACAAUCAGUUGGAGAUGCUCGACCUGAGCAAUUGUCGACUGGAACGGUUGCCACAGAAACUUACUGAAUGGACUAAUUUGAAAUCUUUGUACAUAUUCGGUAACCCGCUGCAUUGUGAUUGUGAAAUGUUAUCGUUCCUUCCGGAAGUGCUCCGGAAGUUCUCUAUCAAUGCCACUUGCUUUACGCCGCCUUGGUUAUUCGACAAAAAUAUUAUGCAGUUGUCUGAAAAUUGCACAACGUUGAGCGAAUCACAGCUAAGUUUCGCUAUCCUUGGCAUAUCAUUUCUAAUUUUAAUUAUUCUGCUACUUUUUGGUAUGUAUAUCCGCCGACAUCUUCCUUUAUGCAACAAAUUUUCUUCCGCCAAAUACCGCACUCAGAACAAAUGCCGCUCACAUCUAUACAGUAAACCUUUCCUUAUCGCUUCAUCAAUCAAUGACAAAUCUGACUUACUGUCCGAACAGACUUGUUAUACGACAACAAACCGCAGUACUUCAAAUGGUUUCUCUCGUUCCGGUGGUCUCUAUGAUGACGAAGGUUAUUACAGCAGCGUAAUGUUUCCUGCAGAAUACAACGCUUAUGAAUGCGCACGUUCAGUUUAUCCGAUACCUCCACCUGCAGCUACAAUACCUCAAACAUUGCCAAAAAGCUAUGGGGAUGACAGUUUUAGGAUUAUUUCUGAACAUCCUAUACCUAUUACAGAAUUAUGA